Penicillium olsonii is the source of this 999-nucleotide messenger RNA. Lineage: Eukaryota; Fungi; Ascomycota; Eurotiomycetes; Eurotiales; Aspergillaceae. The record is from the annotation of a GenBank genome assembly.
AUGGCGAAGAUCAAUGCGAUAUGCCACAAUGUUAUGGAGAACGAAGUCCUUCGUCGCUCUUCACAGGUUCUUUCGGUUAUUGGUGAUAGAGCGUACGUUUUCGGCGGGGAGCUGCGACCGCGUGAGCCUCGAGACAACGAUGUCCAUGUUGUUUCGCUGGGUAGCGGGAAUACCACGAUCACUUCCGAGCCCGCAACGUCUACCUCUCCCUCUCCACGGGUUGGAACCGCCGCUUGUACACUAAACGGGAAAAUCUAUAUCUUCUCUGGGCGCGGUGGAGUCGCCAUGGCACCGAUUGAAGAGCAGGGCGCUGUCUGGGAAUUUGACCCGGCGACAGCGAAGUGGUCAUUGAUUUUGCCAGCGGACACGAGCGCGAAAACCCCGGUCGCUCGCAGCUACCACUGCACAGCUAGUGAUGGGGAAGACACCCUGUACCUCCAUGCGGGUUGCCCCGAAAAGGGAAGAUUGUCGGAUCUGUGGGCGUUCAGCCUUUCCCGGAGAGUCUGGACUGAGCUUAGCCCGGCAUCUGAUCCUCCACGUGGAGGUGCCUCGAUCGCCUUCGCGGAUGGCAGAUUGUAUCGAAUGAAUGGGUUCGAUGGAAAUACUGAACAGGGAGGAAGUUUGGAUAUUUACUCCCUCGAAACGGCUUCUUGGACUUCGCAUGUUUAUUCCCCAGAUGGCAAAGCAGGUCCGGCAGCACGAAGUGUGAGUUGCUUGCUGCCGCUUCGUCUAAAUGACCGCCCAUUCCUCGUUACCUUAUUUGGGGAGCACGAUCCUAGUUCAUUGGGCCACCAAGGAGCCGGAAAGAUGUUGAGUGACAUCUGGGCAUUUGACAUGGAGCGUCAGGGAUGGGAAGAGGUUGCUGUUCAUGGAGAUCGGCCUCUCGCACGGGGCUGGUUUGAUGCAGAUGUCAUUGGAAAUACCAUCGUGGUUCAUGGCGGGUUGGGGGAAUCCAAUGACCGGUUGGGAGACGUGUGGACUAUUGAGCUCUCUGGGUAA